AUGUGGCGAUUUGUUGAUUUGUUGGCGAUAUAUACCAGCUCGGGAGGCGCGCCGAGCAGUGGAGGGCGUUUGAAAGGAGUUCUCCGUGAGAGACAAAUCUGUCUUGUUUAUAUUGGCCUGAACGGCAUAUAUCUCUGCUCAGAAUAUACACGCGGCGGCAUGGACCGUCGUGGAAUUUUGAAUAUGAUUCUAAUCUAUGACCUGGAAAGAUUUUGUCAUAUUUCGAGCUUCCUGAUAGCUCCUCAGCUCGAAAAUCCCACCGUCCCAUUGAGAUCCGCCACCUCUGAAGAUCUAGCCAUCGUCAGAUUUCAGAUCUCGAUUAAUAUUGUGAUAAUGCCUGUCCAUAAUGGAGAUGUCGUAGCAUUGAAGGAUCGUGAAGAGCAAGGGUGGUGGUGUCCUACCCCGUUCUUUAAGCUAAUCCCCAUUCUUCUUUACGACGACGACACAUCGCGACGUGGAGGAUCGCGACGUGGAGUGGCAGACAGCCACACAUUCGGACAACCUAAACUCAGCCCUCCGAGGCGGCGUCGAGAAAUGAGACCCCUCCCUGAGAUUCUCGACGAAACUCGUCCAAUUGCCUCACGUGGCUUGGAUGCAGCCACUCUAUCUGUAUUCGGAGCGCCAAUCCAGAUACCCGUCGCCACCCUUCUCGGCGUCCACUUAAUUGCCUACUUUACCCACAGGUUUCCCGUCCGAACUCUGCUCCAGCGCAUCUUUCAUCUCGGGGACCAUUCGAUGUUUCCCUAUCCCCCGUCCUUGCUUGAGUUUUAG
Colletotrichum lupini is the source of this 771-nucleotide messenger RNA. RefSeq lists its product as uncharacterized. The transcript is spliced from 5 exons. The record is from RefSeq and is a predicted model, not a curated record. Bases 1 to 771 code for a protein of 256 amino acids. Lineage: Eukaryota; Fungi; Ascomycota; Sordariomycetes; Glomerellales; Glomerellaceae.